This is a messenger RNA of Lichtheimia ornata, 1563 nucleotides long. RefSeq lists its product as uncharacterized. NCBI's taxonomy places the organism in Eukaryota, Fungi, Mucoromycota, Mucoromycetes, Mucorales, Lichtheimiaceae. The transcript is spliced from 2 exons. The record is from RefSeq and is a predicted model, not a curated record. Bases 1 to 1563 code for a protein of 520 amino acids.
AUGAAGGUUACCUACCUUGCAGGAUUUGCUCUCUUGCCAAUCACAGCGUUUGCAGCUGCACCUGUCAACAAUUUCCAACGCCAACAACAGCAGCAGCAGCAGGCAGUUGCCAACCCUAGAAAUGUAGCUUCAGGUCAGCUGGCUGAUGUCUUUGAUAGCCAAUUGCUACUUGUGGCACAAGAGAUGCUUCAAAAUAUGGAUGCUGCUGUUGCCAAGCAAGCUCGUGCUGCUGGUGUACUGGCGCCUCCUUCGAUUGCCAAUGCCAUUAAAAUCGACAUACCUAAUCCUACCAACAGCACAAAGGAUGAGGUGGUUGAUAGGGUUAUCAAUGGUGCCAAGAGCGUGAUUAAUGGAUUUAUUCAUGGUGCUCAAGACGUUGCUGAUGGGAUUGUCAAUGGUAUCCACGAAGUCUUUGGUCCCCAUGACGACGUUGAUGGUACUAAGCAGCCUGUUCAACCAAGUGAACCUCCUACGGAACCUGUACCACCUGCCGAUCGGGUGGUAAAUGAGCACGUGCACCGUACCAUGCAAACCGUUUUCGAUCGUGCUGAUUCUGCAAAGUUACUCCAGGUCUUUGAAGACUUUUCACGUAUCCACAAGAGCUUCUUUGACGACUUUGGUACUGGCAACAGCCCUGUUGAACGCAUCCUUGAUGAGAUUAAAGCCGUUGUCAACACCUAUCAUCAGGAGCUUGAGCAUACCGAUGACCCCGCUGCUUUAAUAUCACAAUUGGUGCCUGCUCUUCGAGCUAUGGUGAAUCCUCAAAUUGAGGAUGUUAUUGCUACUUCCGAUAACAACAUUGGUCAAAUCGUUUCCGAUAGCAUCGAUCGAAAUGAUUUGGAGAACUUCAAGCAGGAUAUCGCCUCUACUGUCGAUAAGGAUAAUUAUGGAAUUGAAGGUGCUAUGGCCAUGGCUGUGGCACGUACCGUUGACUUUGCUGUUCAAGAAGGUGCCGCCUUUCUCCAAGACUAUGCCCGUGCUAUGAAUACCCUUGUUUUAAUGAUUAAUCAUUUGAACGAGCAUUUUGAUUCUGCUGUUGAACGUUUCGAGCAAGUAGCUGAUGCCAUUCGCAAAGGCACAGUCCUCAAGAACGAUCCUCUCUAUGACUUCCUUACCCACAUUGAUGAUUAUUCCGAAUUUAUGGAUGCACUCGCUGACUCUGUGGAUGACAUGUUCGGCUCCAUCUCGAAGGGUGCUGUUGUUGACGCUGCUGCUGCUGCUGCUGGUGCCAACAAUGGUCUCAAUAUUGCUAUUCGCAGCCUCCAAUCCAUUGCUGAUAGUGUCAUCAACGCUGCCUUUGGUGAUGUCGACUACAUCAACCUCACUUAUGUGGCUCCUGAUAAACGCAAAGAGCCCCCGAUCUUUAAGAUUAUUGACAAGAUUGUUAAAGCUAUUAGCUCCAAGAAUCCAAAGCUUGGCGGCGUCCUCAGCAAGCUCGUCACUUUUAUUGAAACCAUCAAGAUGGCUGAUCCUGAUUUUACAUCUGAUAUCAAGAGUCCCACAGGAAUCAAGGAUGCUCUCCAUGCCAUUAUCGAUGCUCUCAAGGCUGCUAUCUCUGCAUAG